AUGGGCUUAGAUAAUGUAGUCGGGGAGGCCAGCACGCUUUCUAGAAAGCCGAUCCCUGAAGUUUUCGAUGAGAGUGGAAUAGCUCAGGACUACUGCUACCCGGAUGACUACGUCUGCAACGACCCCACCGCAUCCAAAGAUGAGAGCACUGUGCAUCUGAGGUAUGGCUCUGACAAUGACUUGCAGCACAAGGCGGCUCUGCACUUACAAAGUCCAUCGAGGUCUUUCAUCGAUGUCGUCAACAAUACACUCGCAAAAGUACCAAACGGCUUCGAAUACGACACAGUAUACCCCGCAGGAGAUGACCAAAACACCACACUAGCCGUUAAAGACAUCAUCACCACCAUUGACGACGGUCUCGAGCGAUGCCCACAUCAGGUUUACGUGCUUUUAGGAUAUUCGCAAGGAGCUACUGCCACCCUAGACACCCUCAACAGUAACAAUCUGUCGGCGGAAGCUAGAGAUGCCAUUAAAGCCGUUAUAUUAGUUGGAAAUCCAUACAGAAAGCCAAACCAGGAUUCAAACGCAGGGGGAUUUGGGAGUGAUGAUGCUAAAGGCAUUGGGGCUGCUAACGAAAAAAGUAUUCCUGAAAAUUUCGAUGACAGCGGCAAGGUUCUUGAUUUCUGCCUAGGAGGUGACUGUAUAUGUAACGAGGCAUGCGAUGAGGACGAGAUGGGACACACUGGCUACGAGAAUAACAAGAAUGUCAUUCAACAAGCAACUCGGCAUCUUGUAGACCGUCUGACGUGUUGA
Molecule: messenger RNA, 753 nt
Organism: Wallemia ichthyophaga EXF-994
Lineage: Eukaryota; Fungi; Basidiomycota; Wallemiomycetes; Wallemiales; Wallemiaceae
Exons: 3
Coding region: 1-753 (250 amino acids)
Molecular function (GO): hydrolase activity
Source: RefSeq, a predicted model, not a curated record